AUGCCAAGCACUACUUUUUCCUCUAACGAUGCAGAUGAUGGUGAUACUACUUAUGCCCGUCUUGGCUUCAAAGGUGAAACCCAAAUCAACGAUCAACUGACUGGUUUCGGUCAGUGGGAAUAUGAAUUCAAAGGCAACCGCGCUGAAUCUCAAGGUUCCUCCAAAGACAAAACCCGUCUUGCAUUUGCAGGCCUGAAAUUCGGUGACUACGGCUCAAUCGAUUACGGCCGUAACUACGGUGUAGCAUACGACAUCGGUGCGUGGACUGACGUUCUGCCAGAAUUCGGUGGCGAUACCUGGACCCAAACAGAUGUGUUCAUGACUGGUCGCACCACUGGUGUUGCAACCUAUCGUAACAACGACUUCUUUGGUCUGGUCGAUGGCCUGAACUUUGCUGCUCAGUAUCAGGGUAAAAAUGACCGCACUGACGUAACUGAAGCCAAUGGUGAUGGUUUCGGUGGUGAUGCUGCCAACUUACUGAUUUAG
Messenger RNA from Auanema sp. JU1783, 486 nucleotides. The record is from the annotation of a GenBank genome assembly. Lineage: Eukaryota; Metazoa; Nematoda; Chromadorea; Rhabditida; Rhabditidae.